AUGUCAGUGCGUCAGACUGAAGGUUGCGUAACAUUUCUUGAAGACAAAGAACUAAGGGAUUUGGCUCCUGAAGUCAGUGAAUCAGUUCAAAUCCCGGUGGUGUUAAAUAUCAGUCUUACUGCUGAGCCGAGGCAGGAUCCUGCAGCAGAACGCACCCUUGUUCUGAGCUCUUCCCCUGCCUUAUUGUGUAUGAGCCCAUUAAUGAAAGACCUGGAAGAACUUGGGCAGAAUCCAAGCUUUUUCUUAAUGUAUUGCCUAACAUUGUGGUCUCCUCCUGGCUUGUGUGUUCAGUCGCCUCUGAAAUUGGACAGGGCAAUACAAUCUCCACCCUUGCCUCAUCGGCUGGAAAAACGAAAUACAAAUUUCCUCCGUUAUGGGUUUGCAGUAUGUGAAUUCCCCUUUUAUGAAAUAUGCCGUGAAAAUGUAUCAAGAAUUGAGUGUUCAGAGCUGGGGUGCUGUUUCCACAAAGAAACGUGCUAUAAGAAAGCUGUACCACAAUACAUGAAAGCAUUUAUUUGCUUAAUAGUGAUCGUCAUGGUGGCCUUCUGUAUAUUUGUGCUGUGUAGUUGUUGCGCAGGUAAAAAGAGAAAGUCAUCUUUAGAGGAAGAAGUGAAAAGUUCAUCAGAUGGAAGUGACAGUUCUUCAGAGUCUGAUGAAGAUUAGCUCCAGGUAUGUGAAAAGUAAGUGGUUUUUGUGUGUGUGUUGCCCUAUGGAAGCAAUUACGGAAUGCUUUCUCAUUAUCUGAUUCAGUAGUGAUCAUCAGGGCAGUCCAAGAUGGUAUUCAGACAUGUACAUAGAAGCAAAAAUGUACUUAAGAUCCCAGCUCAGCUUCUAUCCCUGUU
This is a messenger RNA of Lacerta agilis (Sand lizard), 842 nucleotides long. RefSeq names its product testis expressed 29 (gene TEX29). The record is from RefSeq and is a predicted model, not a curated record. NCBI's taxonomy places the organism in Eukaryota, Metazoa, Chordata, Lepidosauria, Squamata, Lacertidae.